UUUGCGGCUGCGCGGACGCUGCUGUCAGUCACCACAGUCUCAUAGCUUUCUCCCUGGCUUGGGAUUGUAACGCCGGGUGCGCUAGCGCCGCAGGUAGCGGGCACGAGCCAGGAAGGACAGAGUCGGGGUGGCGGCCCGGGGAGGGUCGUGUGACCGAGGUUCUGGGACGGAAACCUCCCGGAGAGAGCAGAUCGGAGUGUCCGGGAGGCUGCAGUUGAGGCAGCCAUGGCGAUUUUCAGUGUGUAUGUGGUGAACAAAGCUGGCGGCCUGAUUUACCAGUUGGACAGCUAUGCACCUCGGGCCGAGGCCGAGAAAACCUUCAGCUACCCACUGGACCUGCUGCUCAAGCUGCACGACGAGCGGGUGUUGGUGGCCUUCGGCCAGCGCGACGGCAUCCGGGUGGGCCACGCCGUGCUGGCCAUCAACGGCGUGGAUGUGAAUGGCAAGUACACGGCCGAUGGCAAAGAGGUGCUGGAGUAUCUGGGUAACCCUGCCAAUUACCCUGUGUCCAUUCGAUUCGGCCGGCCCCGCCUCACCUCCAAUGAGAAGCUCAUGCUAGCCUCCAUGUUCCACUCGCUCUUUGCCAUUGGUUCCCAGCUGUCUCCUGAACAGGGAAGCUCAGGCAUUGAGAUGCUAGAGACAGACACAUUCAAACUGCACUGCUUCCAGACACUGACAGGGAUCAAGUUUGUGGUCCUGGCAGAUCCUAGGCAAGCUGGAAUAGAUUCUCUUCUCCGAAAAAUUUAUGAGAUUUAUUCAGAUUUUGCCCUCAAGAAUCCAUUCUAUUCCCUGGAAAUGCCCAUCAGGUGUGAACUGUUUGACCAGAACCUGAAGCUAGCUCUGGAGGUGGCAGAGAAGGCUGGGACUUUUGGACCUGGAUCAUAAGCUAACUCUGCAAUGGACCUCUGAAUUCUAAGAGAUCCCGCAACAAGGGUUGUGCUGUUUCCAUUCCAAUGGAGAUCCUGUUGCAGCAGCCUUGUUAGUAUACUUGAAAAGUGGGAGAACACCAAGUUUGGUGACACCAGUUGAUCCCUAAGCCAGAAAGCCAUGCCUGCUUCCUUUCUGUAUAUAUCGUCCUACUUCCCUGUGCUGUACAGAUUUAUUUAUGGAGAAAGCCUGCCCAUAAUGCUAUAAUAAACACUCUUUUGUUCUACUA
Messenger RNA from Jaculus jaculus (lesser Egyptian jerboa), 1156 nucleotides. RefSeq names its product trafficking protein particle complex subunit 4 (gene Trappc4). Gene Ontology annotation, biological process: endoplasmic reticulum to Golgi vesicle-mediated transport. NCBI's taxonomy places the organism in Eukaryota, Metazoa, Chordata, Mammalia, Rodentia, Dipodidae. Gene Ontology annotation, cellular component: TRAPP complex. The record is from RefSeq and is a predicted model, not a curated record. Bases 226 to 885 code for a protein of 219 amino acids. The transcript is spliced from 5 exons.